CUACUGGCCGAGUUUGCGCUGGAGGAGGGAGUCCCUAUCCCUCUAACGUUACCGUCAGACGCCAAGUCUAGCAGUACCGUCUUCAGCGCAGUCUGCUGCUACUGGCCGAGUUUGCGCUGGAGGAGGGAGUCCCUAUCCCACUAACGUUACCGUCAGACGCCAAGUCUAGCAGUACCGUCUUCAGCGCAGUCUGCUUCAGCACCUUGCCUGCCUGGCUGCCUGCAAUGCCCUUGGAUACUGCCGUCCCUCUCAUCGCUACACAAUUGACAUUAUUCUGAACGAGAGAAUAAUAGCUGGAAAAGUCUUCAGGACAGGGCGAAGGAUACUGGAUUUAUAUUACCGUGUGACGGCGUUCAGUGUCUUUAUUUGUGUGAGCCUGUAUGGGGCGAAUGGAGAGGAGGGUGCAUCGAUAAUUGAGAGAGCAGAGCAGGACUUGCUGCCUGCUGCAGAAAACCUGACGGCUCGGUGGAUUUGGAUUUGUUGUUGGGACCAGCAGUCCGGCGCGGGGUUGCGCGUCAUAUCAAAGGAUUUCUCCAGACGGAGCGCUUCUACUUUUUGAAACCUGAGUUCUAAGAAAACAUCUUGCAUGGAUACAACAUCAUGGCUACGUUUGUAUGCAGGGUACAGUUCUUAGAUGAUACUGAUCCAUUCAACAGCACCAAUUUUCCUGAGCCGACCAGACCGCCUCAGUACACUUUCAGGGAAGAUAUCCCCCUUAUCAAUCAGAUUGCUGGAGUCCACAGGCUUCUCAAAGCCCCACACAAGCUUGAUGACUGUGCCCUCCAGCUCUCCCAAAAUGGGAGCUACCUGGACUUGGAGUCUACCCUGGCAGAACAGAGAGAUGAACUCGAGGGCUUUCAGGAGGGAGGAAGAGGCAAGAAGCACAGCAUCAUCCUCCGGACACAGUUAUCUGUCAGAGUUCACGCUUGUAUCGAGAAACUCUACAACUCAAAUGGACGAGAGCUGAGGAGAGCCCUGUUUUCCCUCAAACAGAUCUUUCAGGAUGACAAGGACCUGGUCCAUGAGUUUGUGGUGUCUGAAGGACUGACAUGUCUAAUCAAGGUCGGAGCUGAAGCAGACCAGAACUACCAGAAUUACAUCCUCAGGGCUCUGGGACAGAUCAUGCUGUAUGUGGAUGGAAUGAACGGCCUCAUAAGUCACAACGAAACCGUCCAAUGGCUUUACACACUCGUUGGAUCCAAGUUCCGUCUGGUAGUGAAGACAGCUCUGAAACUGUUACUGGUGUUUGUGGAGUACACUGAACCCAACACUGCCCUGCUCAUCCAUGCUGUCAACACCGUGGACACCAAGAGAGGCUGUAAGCUGUGGUCCAAUGCCAUGGAGAUUCUGGAGGAGAAGGAUGGGGUGGACACAGAGCUGCUGGUGUAUGCCAUGACCCUCAUCAACAAGACUCUAGCGGGCCUGCCUGACCAGGACUCAUUCUAUGACGUGGUGGACUGUUUGGAGGAGCAGGGCAUGGAGGCCAUGUCUCAGAGACACCGUAGCAGGAAGGGAACAGACCUGGACCUCAUGGAGCAGUUUAACAUCUACGAGACUGCUCUGCGCCAUGAGGACGGGGACGACGAGAGCCAGCCACCUACCGUGGGUCGGAAGAACCGGCGGCGUGCCAGCGUGGGGGGUACCAACGACCGGCGAGGCCUGGAGAGGAGACGCAGCCGGAGACACUCCCUCCAGAACGGGAGAGGACUCACCUCAGCCCCCGCUUCCCCCAGCAGCCCUCACUCUCACGGAGGACACAACGGUAGCUUCCUGCCCUUCGGAGGCCAGGGCAUCGACGACGUCAGCGAAAGAGAGGAGGAAGAGGAGGAGGAGGAAGAGGAGGAGGAGGAGGAGGAUGAGGAAGAUGAUGAGAGUCAUGAUAUCACAGAGACCACUAGAAAGGGCUUCCACAGCAGCCAAACAGCUGUAUUGUAUACAUCUAGAGCACCCGUUAGUGCUGGAAGCCGACACAUAGGCCACGUCAUGGCGCUCCCUGGCAGGUCCCAGGGUGUAGCCAGCGCCAGCGCCCCCACCACCCCUGUACACCGCUCCCAGGGUGUUGCCAGCGCCCCCACCACCCCUGUACACCGCACCUUUGCCACAUCAGGGGCACCACAGCUGGACUCCAAGUCUGACAGACCUUCUCUGGGGAGCUUGUUGUCCUCCUCCUACAGACAACACCAGGAGUCUCUGACUGCAGAGAGAGAGAGGAGGAGACAAGAGAGGGAGGAACGACUGCUGAAAAUCGAGAGGGAGGAGAGGACCCGCUUCAAUCGGGAUUACAUGGACAAGAGGGAAGAGACAAGACAGGCCAGAGAAGAGAGAUAUAAGUGCGUUGAGAGGCUGGCAGCAGAGGAGUAUGAGAAAGAGAGAGAGCGCACGAGAGCGCCACCCAGGGGGCGCACAGAGAUCACCCUGAGCCUGAGCCCCACCCCCUCCAGUCGCUCCGCCUCCCCCCGCUGUGCCACGCCCUCCUCCAUCGCCUCUCCGGAAGACGCUGGCACCAUUCCAUCCCAGACAUCCCAGACGCAGGGAAGUGAAGUAGACGUAGAGCCAAGCCGUGACCUUCAGACUAGAACUACAAGUCCAGCGCCAGAGUUAAUAGUAUCAGGACCUUCUCCAGAACCCACAGAGCCCCCCUCCCAAACCCCCUUCCAAACUCCCCCGGCGCCAGCCGAGGAGCAGGCAGAGACAGAGACGCAGACAGAGAAGCAGGAAGUAGCUGAAGUUGAGUCCAAGCAGGAAGUACUAGAGCUAGUGGAGUUAGCGGUAGAUGAACAGACACAGGGUAAAGAGCAAGAAGAAAGUGAGGAGGAGGAGGAGGAGGGUAAGGAGGAAGAGAGACAGUCAGGGAAUGAGGUAGAGGGAGAAGAGAAGGUAGAGGUAGAGGGAGAAGAGGUGGAGAUAGAAGACGUAGAAGUGGUAGAGAUAGAGGUGGAGGAGGAGGGAGAGAGGGAGCAGGCUGCGUCGGAGGAGAGGGAGGUGGAGGAGAGGCUGGUCCUCCUCAGUGAGAAGGAGAGGCAGAAUGAGGAAGUGAAUGAGAAGGACAACUGUUCUGCCUCCAGUAUCUCCUCAGCCAGUAGCACUCUGGAGAGAGAGGAGAGGGAGGAGAAAGUCAACAGCAACCUUGAACCAGGCCAGUGCAUUAAGGAGGAAGACGUGAACGGGCAGUGCAGCAAGAUCCUCAACAGCAAGCGCUUCAUGCUGGAUAUGCUCUAUGCCCAGAACAAGACCACUGCCGACGAGGACGAAGAGAAGGCGGGAGAGACAGAACAGACGGAGAAAUGCAAAGAGGGGAUGGAGACGUCAUCGCUAGAGGGUCAGGACGGGUCGUCGGUGGCCAGCUUAGCCAGUCGUAUCUCUACACUGGAGGCCAGCAGGCAGGCCUGCGAGGAGAACGUCAAGAAGAUGGAGGUCCAACACCUGGAGAACCAGGGGAGCGUCAGGGCCGCGGCCGAGAAAUUUGGAGACCUUGUUAAAAGCCUUGUGUCGCCUCACGAGCUGGAGGCAUUGGAGAAACAGCAGCAAGGGCAGCUUCAACCUGAUAAAGACAAAGCUCCUCCGGCCCCGUCCUCCUCUCCCCUACCUCCUAAGAAGGAGUCAGAUUAUAUCUGGGACCAGCUGAUGGCAGCCCCCAGGGAGCUGCGGAUUAAAGAGAUGGACUUUACAGACCUGGCAGACGAGGAUGAUCUGGACAUCUUAGACGUGGACAGUGUGCUGAUGGGCUCCAGUGACCUGAUGAUCCCUCCCCCUCCUCCCUGUCUCUCCACCCUGCCCCCUCCCCCUCCCCUGGGCCUGUUCGGCUGCCCCCCGCCCCCUCCUGUCCCUGGCAUGAUGCCCCCUCCCCCGCGCUUCAUGCCCCCCGGACCCACCCAGCCCUACCCGGGGUCCCCCCAGCUGAGCCGAGGGACAGGGGAGCCCCCUCUGUUUCAAAAGAAGAAGAAGACUAUCCGUCUCUUCUGGAACGAGGUAAGGCCCAUGGACGGCCAGUACAGGAACCACAAGCGUUGUAGAGAGUCUCUCUGGUCCAAACUGGAGCCGGUCAAAGUGGACACGUCCAAGCUGGAACACCUGUUUGAAACCAAGUCCAAGGAGCUGCCUGUUACCAAGAAAACAGCAGUGGAUGGGAAACGACAAGAGAUUAUUGUCCUGGACUCCAAACGGAGCAAUGCCAUCAACAUCGGGCUGACCGUCCUCCCCCCUCCCCGCACCAUCAAGACAGCCAUCCUCAACUUCGACGAGUACGCUUUGAACAAGGAGGGGAUCGAGAAAAUCCUGACGAUGAUCCCGACGGAGGAGGAGAAGCAGAGGAUCCAGGAUGCUCAGCUGGUGAACCCUGACGUCCCCCUGGGAUCAGCAGAGCAGUUCCUCCUCACCCUGUCCUCCAUCACAGAGCUGUCCGCCCGGCUGCAGCUCUGGGCCUUCAAGAUGGACUACGAGGUCACGGAGAAGGAAGUGGCAGAGCCUCUGCAGGAUCUUAAGGAAGGGAUGGACCAACUGGAGAAGAACAAGACGCUGCGUUACAUCCUGUCCACGCUGCUGGCUAUAGGCAACUUCCUUAACGGAUCCAACGCGAAGGGCUUUGAGCUGGGUUACCUGGAGAAGGUUCCGGAGGUAAAGGACACGGUUCAUAAGCAGUCUCUACUGCACCAUGCCUGUUCCAUUGUGGUGGAGAAGUUUCCAGACAGCUCAGACCUGUACUCUGAGAUAGGAGCCAUCACCCGCUCGGCUAAGGUGGACUUCGACCAGCUCCAAGACAACCUGAGCCAGAUGGAGCGACGCUGCAAAGCAUCGUGGGACCACCUCAAGGUCAUCGCCAAGCACGAGAUGAAGCCUGCGCUCAAACAGAAGAUGUCUGACUUCCUAAAGGACUGUGCAGAGAGAAUCAUCAUCUUGAAGAUAGUCCAUCGGAGAAUUAUCAACCGGUUCCAUGCCUUCCUGUUGUUCCUGGGCCAUCCAGCGUACGCUGUGCGGGAGGUCAGCAUCCACCGCUUCAGUAAGAUCCUCAGUGAGUUUGCCCUGGAGUACCGGACAACACGGGAACGCGUCCUGCAACAGAAACAGAAGAGGGCCAACCACAGAGAGAGGAACAAGACCAGAGGAAAGAUGAUCACAGAUAGUGAGGAUGAAGAGGAUGGUGAGGAUGGAAAGUUUGGCGGUAGCGCCCCGGGGCCUGUAAGCCAGGAGGGCGUGCUGACGCAGGGUCUGCAGUACGCUGAGGAUGCAGCGGAGCAUGAGAACAUGAAGGCAGUGCUGAAGAGCAGCUUGCAGGGCUGCAGUGACAGUGGAGCGUCCACCGUGCCAGGCCUACGUACACGCACCAGAGCCAGCAGGCCAGGCCGUGUGGGUCCUUGGGGCUCAUCAGUGAUUGAAGACCCACCUAAUUGCACAGAGACAGACGCUGCAGAUGAGAUCAUGGAGCGCAUCGUCAGGUCAGCCACUCAGGGGCCCAGGACACGGACAGAGCCUCGCGAGAGGAAGAGGUCCAGAGCCAACCGCAAGUCACUGAGAAGAACACUGAAAAGCGGUCUGACGCCAGAGGAGGCCAAUGCCUUGGGGUUGUCCAGUGGUUCAGAGAUGGCUGUGUGACAGGAAGAGAAGUAGAGCUGGAUCCGGCAGCACAGCACACACAGACACCUGGGAAACCCUCUUACCGCCCGCCCCGCCCUUCACUGACCCCUGACCUCUAACCCUUGCUCAUCCAGCCAGCCAGUCAACUGCUGCACCAUAGCUUCGCUUGGUCUUUCCCCUGGUUCAGCUUUAUGAUGACUGUAGCUCAUCUUCCUGUCUGUGGUUUGUGCAGGUAGCUGUGACACAGUGUUCCACCUGGUUAAGAUGGUAAACAAUGUUCAGGAAGAGACCAUGAGGAAUAUGGUCCUCAUCCAGGAUAAUAGAUGGUUUUCAGUGGAACAAAGUGGUAUUCGUAUAGGGGCAGUUAAAGGGGUUCAGUGAUCCAGCUGACUCAGCUCCACACACACACACUCAGGUAAAGUUCAGCAUCCAAACCACUACACUAUGCUGCUGUGCCGACUUGAGUGUUUCUUAAUGGUGUUGUUCCAAUCAGUUGUUUCUCCUAACCUUUGAAUAUGAGGCUGAGGCCUUUGAGGAACAGCUCACAUCCCAACUGUAAGUCUUAAUCACUUGAUGAAGCCCACAGUGACCACAUGACUAGUGGUGAAUCUCAGUUGUAUUUCCUUGAUUCCUCGUGUCUUCUAUCCUCACCUGUCUACACAAGGCAUUGGAGGACUAGAUCUGAGGUUCGUCCUCCCUAACCUUUUCCUCAAUUGAGAUUCACCCUAUGACUGAAAGAUACAAACUGAGACUUACCUACACAGAAGACAUUUAGCCUCAGGACUUCUAAAGGGAGGGACUUGCGAGUGCUUGAAUCACUGUGGACUUGUGUCUGAACCAAAAAGGCCUCGGAGUUGAAUAGUAAAGAAGUUAGCAUUGACGCUAAAUAAGUUAGCAUUGACGCUAAAUAAGUUAGCAUUGACGCUAAAUUAGUUAGCAUCGAUGCUAAAUAAGUUAGCAUUGAUGUUAAAGACGUUAGCAUUGAUGUUAAAGACGUUAGCAUUGAUGUUAUCUAUCCCCACUUAUGAUGAGCUUGUGUGUUGGGCUUGGUGUCAGAUAGUAUUUUUAGUUUGAACAAUUUUUGUUUAUAUAAAAAAAAAAAAAUGUCUGUGUCCACAGGCUGUUUUGUUCUACUAUACUACUGUGGUAGUUUUUUGGGUUUUAAAAUACUUUAAUGUGUGAGAAAAAGGUGCUCAGAGAAGGAAUAUUUGCACUGGAUGUAGAAGUUGGAUAUUUAGAGGAAAGGAAGGGGAAAUCCUUGACACACACUGAUGUACCAAUCAGAUAUCAGAUGAAUGAAAGAAUCCCCCAGACAGAACCAAUAACGAAACAGUAGCACAACUGAUUAUACACUCUAAUUUCAGAGGAAACGUGAACAGAUUCCUUUGACUUCUGCAAACUAAAAUGUUUCCAAUUUUGCAUGUUGUUGAUUCAGUUGGAUUUUAUACCGAUGGAACAAACUGGAAUUCCAAGAGGACACACCAUGAUGUGUUAAGAGGGAAGGUAUCAUUUACUACAUACAAUUGAAUUACUGGUUUCCACUUUUAAAAAACACAUAGCAUAUCAGAGUCAUCAACGUUGGUGAGAACAGUCUGUGAGCUGACAAGUGUACAGAAGGGACGAUGCUACUGGGUCCAGACAGACUGACGUCUGUCAAUCACGCGUAGCGAAUGUUACAGCUUUAGCCUAUAGGCCUGCCUACAACAUACAUGUUCCAGCUUUAACCUAUAGGCCUGCCUAGUACCUACAAUUACACACGUGUUGCAUGCAUGACACCAGUGUUACGCAAGCUCCUGCUGUUGUUCGCUGCAAAGCCUUCUUCUAUGGUUGAGACAUACUUAUUGUGGAGUGGUAGAACCGACAGGGAGAUAUAUUUACACUAGUUACAUUUACGUACUCUCUCUUUACUCUCUGUGUCAAAGAGUUAGGCAACAUUUAACAAUUGUUUAAAAAAGUAAGAGAUGAAUAAUUGGUUAUUAUAGAAAAACGAUAUGAGCUUCAACUGAAUGAGUGCCUUUUAUAGACAAGUCUAUUUAUUCAGUAAUGUUCAGGGAGAUAUUUGUUACAGAAAAUGUUACUGUGUGUAAUGAAAGGACUUCCUCCUUAGGUCAAUUCAACAGCUGUGACUUCCUGUUUUCAUUCUUUCCUAGAUGAAUACAUGUCAGUACUAUGUUCCAUGGCUUUAUGUCUUGGAAACAGUUCUCCUCUUCCAUUUGCACAUUGCAGUUUUAUUUCGAAUCACAACUAAACUAGGGUUAUAGCUAAUUGUCUAAUGACAAUAUUUCCAUUUUAGCAGUUUUGUCACAAAAAAAUGAUCUACAAAAAGAUAUUAGUUGUUUCCAUUUGCCUUAAUGUAGAAUAAGGGCAUAUAGUAUAUCUGAACGUUCCUACACUGUUGACUUUUAUUGAGGUGUAGUGGUUACAGUCAGCUAGAUAGCUCGUUUUUUAAAGUGCAUAAUUCCAGUUUACAUUUGGAAUUGUGUAGAGAGUUGUAUGAUGAUUCUACACAGUCACAAACAUUCACUGUGAUGGAAACAGCCAUUGUCGACUAAACAUGAAAGAAUAUAUGCUUGCAGCAACACAAGCCACAACAAAACAGUCACACACCUACAAGUAUACGUCUUUCUCAUGGAGAACUUACAAUUUGGUAUGAAACUAUCCAGCACCUUAUACACCAUUUGUAGCAUGCGUCUUUCAUUGAGGAAAAGCAGAACAUUAACAGUGAGAAAGUAUAUUCUUUCAGCCUUUUUCUCAGAUGGUCAUUUGGAGUAUUGUAACUCUGAGUACAUGUAAAGUAAUAAUGGGGGAAGAAUGCUGUAAAAUGAUGUAAAUGUCACAACGAUGUGUUUUAUGUCUUUCACUUGUUGGUAUUUUGUAUAGAAUAGUGUAUUAUAGGUUAAACAAAGCAGUGUUAUUCUAUGGAAAUUGUAAUUUAAGUGAAAACCAAACCAUGCAUGGUUUUAAAAAAUGUCUACAGAUGAGGCGUGUCACGUCAUGUUAUGGAUAAAGGGAGAUUUGAUUUGAUUUGAAUGCUCAGAGGCUUUAGCGUUUGUUAUGUUAUAUUGUUUUCCCUCCCCACAUGACUUGAAACACAUUAGGAUAGACGGAGUGGUCGAUGUAACCACCUAGGACUGGAUUCAAUCUGUAUCGCUGAACUUCAGCGUUACCACCUAGGACUGGAUUCAAUCUGUAUCGCUGAACUUCAGCGUUUUAGCGUGAUUGAAAAUGUUCCUGCAUUAGCAUAGACUGCAUUCAUGGUAAACACUGCAUAUGUCGGCUCCAUCUGAAAGGAUGCCAUCUGUAACGCUUCAGCCCCUAGUACUCCUAUGGAACCUUCAGCAGCCUUUCAUUACAUUGCACUCAAUAAAACAUGGAGUGUGUCCCAAAUGGCACCCUAUUCCCUAUAGAGUGCACUACUUCUUCUUCUUUUUUUUUUACCAGGACCCAUAGAGUCCAAAAGUAGUGUACUGUGUAGGGAAUGGGGUGCCAUUUGGGAUGCAGACCAUGCUUUCUGUGAUUGGCUAUAUUAUCUCCUUCUCCCCCACUGCUGUACUGUAAGUCAGUGUGGGACUUGGACACAAGCACAUCCAGACUCAGUGAGCUUUUCUUGCGUCUUCGCCCCUCUAACAACAACUGUAUGUAUGAACAUCUGGCAAUAAAAGAUCUCUUAAGAAACA
Molecule: messenger RNA, 9248 nt
Organism: Oncorhynchus mykiss (rainbow trout)
Lineage: Eukaryota; Metazoa; Chordata; Actinopteri; Salmoniformes; Salmonidae
Source: RefSeq, a predicted model, not a curated record